UAUAUCUUAAAAUUGUAAUGUAAUAACAUUUCAGUAUGAAUGAAUGUUAACAAGUUGGUUAAUUACUAUAUGUUUACAUAGUCUCCGGUUGAAGUACUCACUGUAAUCAGAUUAACCCUCCAGCCCACGGUGCAGUGACAGCAGUGCUCAUUGGCCACCUGUUGCCAUGGAGACUCAAUACAACUCUGUCUGUACAGUUAGCAUGUUGCUAACAGCCUGUAAAGCGAAGCACAGAAUCAGAAAUCCUUGAGUAUUAUAGCCUGGGUUGUCCAUAUGGAGAAUUAACCGACUGCCUGUUAUCCAACUCCUCCUGCAGCUCAAGAGUAGCGUUAAAUCCGGAGGAAGGUAAUGAGUCACUCCUGAGAUAAAGUUCAGCUACGGCUUUGGACCCCACGACUUUGAACAGACUUAGUUUUCAUGCUUGUGUGCAGUCUUUGCUCACUGUCUCCCCUCUCCUGUUGGGUAGCAUGACCUGGCUUACAUUUCCUGGUGAUAACCUGCUUUACCGAUGUCUAAGCAUCACCAUCACUGUGUGGUUGACUCUUCUAAUAGUUUUCACAAUUGUGCCAGCUGUAUUUGGGGUCUCUGUUGGGGUCCGCAGACUCUACAUCAGGACACUUCUCAAAAUCUUUGAGUGGGCUACCUCACGAAUUGAGAUGGGAGCAAAGGAAAAGAAUCAGGAACUCUAUAAACCAUAUAGCAACGGAAUCAUUGCCAAAGAACCACCGUCCUCUUUGCAGCAGGAGAUCCAGGAGCUCCGGGGUCCCACCAGCUGUCUCGGCUCGACAGAGUUCGAGAUGGGCGACAUCUUCUACUUCUGCAAGAGAGGCGUGGAGAGCAUCGUGGAUGACGAGGUCACCAAGUGCUUUUCGGCCCAGGAACUGGAAAGCUGGAAUUUGCUGACUCGGAGCAACUACAACUUCCGUCAUAUAAGUGUGAGACUCACCGUGGUGUGGGGGCUGGGAGUGUUCGUCCGCUACGGCGUCCUGCUGCCUCUCAGGGUUACUCUGGCGGUCACUGGCAUUAGUCUGCUGCUUGUCCUGACUACUUUGGUGGGUUUUUUACCAAGUAGAGAGUUAAGGUUCUUCCUGAGUGAGAAGAUUCAUCUGUUGUGUUAUCGCUUCUGUGUUCGAGCUCUUACAGCAGUCAUCACCUAUCAUAACAGACAGAACAAACCCCAAAAUGGUAGCAUCUGUGUGGCCAAUCACACAACACCCAUUGAUGUCAUCAUCCUGGCCAAUGAUGGCUGCUACUCUAUGGUUGGACAGCUGCACAGGGGGUUGAUGGGAGCGAUCCAGAGAGCGAUGGCCAAGUCCUCGACUCACAUCUGGUUUGAAAGAUCAGAAGUGAAAGACAGACACCUAGUGGCCAAAAGGCUUAGUAAUCACGUUUCUGACAAAACCAAACAGCCCAUCCUGAUCUUCCCUGAGGGUACCUGCAUCAACAACACUUCAGUGAUGAUGUUUAAGAAGGGCAGCUUUGAAAUCGGCUGCACUGUCUAUCCAGUUGCCAUUAAGUAUGAUCCUCUAUUUGGAGAUCCUUUCUGGAACAGCAGUACUUUUGGUUUGGUGAAUUAUCUGCUGAGGAUGAUGAGUAGCUGGGCCAUUGUGUGCAGUGUUUGGUACCUGCCGCCUAUGAACCGAGAGGAAGGGGAGGAUGCAGUUCAGUUUGCCAACAGAGUGAAAGCAGCCAUAGCUGCGCAAGGAGGACUAGUGGAUCUCAUUUGGGAUGGAGGACUGAAACGAGCUAAAGUGAAAGAGGCUUUCAAAGAAGAGCAGCAAAGACUUUACAGUCAAGUUCUCGUGGGAGAGCAGGAACACGGGGACCAAAGUGACAACAAACAUUUAGAGGAGGAAAAAAGCAAACAAGAUACAACAAAUGGAAAAUGACAGCAGAGGAAAUGUGUGACUUUGAGAGCAGUACUUCUUUUUUUCCACGAUAUUUAUUUCUGAUUUCUGUUUUUGAAAGAAUUGUAUUUAUUGAAAUUGUUUAUGUGAUGUGAAAUUAGAGGAAUGGUUAAACUUACAGUACAGCAUGUUUUACAGUGAGGGAUGUAGACACCUUAAUGUUCUUUUGUCUUUUUAAAUUAUUCAACAUUAAGUGAUCUCAAAAUAAAUUUCUGCCUUAUUUAUAUUGCAGUAUUGAACUUGAAAUUGUAUUGCAGAUGACCCUCUUUGUAUCCAAUUUUUUUUGCAAAGAAGAGAAUCUUUAAACAAGUGAAUGUAGGGGCGACGGUGGCCUAGCGGUUAGUUUUGCGCACACCAUGUGCAGAGGCUGUAGUCCUCAUAGCUGGCGUCCCGGGUUCAAAUCUGGCCUAUGGCUCUUUUCCCGAAUGUCAUUCCCCACUCGUUCUCCUGAUUUAUGAUUCUAACACUGUCCUGUUUCUACAAUUAAGGCAUAAAAAAAACCCAAAUAAGCCUUUAAAAAAAAAAACAAGUGAAUGUAGCCAUUAAGAAAACAAUAACUCAAGUUGUAGUCCAACAGACGUUACACCAGUCAGACAGACACACUAGAAGUCAGUGCCAUCAGUUGUGCGUCACUUUGCUAAUUGGCUCAAGGCUCUAUAUGGGUCUUAACCUGUAAUCUUUACAGGGUCAGUGCACAAUGUAUGCCACAGACAAAAGGAGGCUUUAUUUUUCGCUCUCUUUUUAAAACGGAUGCUUGUCUACAAAGGAUUUGAAUAUUUGACAUGAAAAGAAUUGGGAAAGAAAUGGUUGUUAAACAGCAGGAGUCAGUGUUCAAACAAAGAAGAAUCCAUAUUGUAGCAUCAA
Messenger RNA from Labrus mixtus (cuckoo wrasse), 2771 nucleotides. RefSeq names its product glycerol-3-phosphate acyltransferase 4-like. Gene Ontology annotation, biological process: triglyceride biosynthetic process. The coding region runs from base 468 to 1889 and encodes 473 amino acids. Lineage: Eukaryota; Metazoa; Chordata; Actinopteri; Labriformes; Labridae. Gene Ontology annotation, molecular function: glycerol-3-phosphate O-acyltransferase activity. The record is from RefSeq and is a predicted model, not a curated record. Gene Ontology annotation, cellular component: endoplasmic reticulum. The transcript is spliced from 13 exons.